AUGGAGCCAUUCUUGCAGGAGAGAAAGCUGCAAGACCCGGUGCCGAGAUCGUGGAAAAUGCCCAGUGUCAGCCAUAGAGAUAAUCCUUUGCUAUCCAUAUCGAAAAGUGCGCUCGUUGUAUUUGACGGCGAUUCGGGAGAAAUCACACUUAAUCAAGAAAGCGAAGGCGGACUGCACGACUUAGCAACGGACCGCAACAAGAUUUGA
This is a messenger RNA of Paramuricea clavata, 207 nucleotides long. The record is from the annotation of a GenBank genome assembly. NCBI's taxonomy places the organism in Eukaryota, Metazoa, Cnidaria, Anthozoa, Malacalcyonacea, Plexauridae.